Epinephelus moara (kelp grouper) is the source of this 1655-nucleotide messenger RNA. Its product is annotated as RCC1 and BTB domain-containing protein 1-like. The coding region runs from base 327 to 1655 and encodes 442 amino acids. The record is from RefSeq and is a predicted model, not a curated record. NCBI's taxonomy places the organism in Eukaryota, Metazoa, Chordata, Actinopteri, Perciformes, Serranidae. Gene Ontology annotation, molecular function: protein binding. The transcript is spliced from 12 exons.
UAUUCACUUGCAGGGGAUGCAGGGGACAUGCCCCCCGGCGGCUGAUCUCGUCCUCUGCUCGGAGGCUCAGCUGCAGUUCAGUGUGGCAGCUUCAGCAGAGAGAGGAGACACAGGCGGACAUCCCGCCACCGACCUGUGUGGCCCGGUGAAACCGUCAGCCCACAACCGUUACCGGCACCAGAACCAGACCUUUGUACCAGCGACUGCAGCACUGGCAUCUCUGCCCCCUCACGCCCUCCCCUCGCCCCUGCCCCCUGCUCUGCCUUUGGAUUGAGGGUCAUCCCUCCACCCCACCGCCUGCGCCACAGACUCGCAGCGAAUGCAUCAUGGUGGAUGUAACCAAGUGGCCCAUUUUCAGCCUGAUGGGCCCCCAGGAGCUCUCCACCAUACGGAAAGCGUGCGUGUUUGGAACGUCUGCUAAUGAGGCCAUCUACAUCACCAAUGAUGAUGAGGUGUACGUGUUUGGGUUGAACUGCAGUAACUGCCUGGGAACGGGGGACAGCCAGAGCACCAUUGUCCCCAAGAAGCUGGACUUUCUGAGCGGGAGGAAGGUGGUCAGCCUGAGCUACGGCAGCGGACCUCACAUCCUGCUGGCCACAGAGGACGGAGAGCUAUUCGCCUGGGGUCAUAAUGGUUACAGCCAACUGGGAAAUGGGACAACCAACCAAGGAGUGGCUCCAGUGCUGGUGUCUGCCAACCUGCUGAAUAAGAAGGUCACAGAGGUGGCCUGUGGCUCUCACCACUCUAUGGCUCUGACUGACUCAGGAGAAGUGUAUGCGUGGGGCUACAACAACUGUGGUCAGGUGGGUUCAGGCUCCACAGCGAACCAGCCCACUCCCCGCAGAGUGUCGAGCUGCCUGCAGAACAAAGUGGCUGUCGGUGUCGUCUGUGGGCAGACCUCGUCUCUGGCAGUGGUGGACAACGGAGAGGUGUACGGCUGGGGCUACAACGGCAACGGACAGCUUGGACUGGGAAAUAAUGGGAACCAGCUCACUCCCUGUCGCCUUGUCGCUCUGCAGGGUUUAUGUGUGCAACAGAUUGUCUCAGGCUACGGCCACUCCCUGGCACUAACAGAUGAGGGGUUGCUGUACGCUUGGGGUGCCAACACGUACGGACAACUGGGCACCGGCAACAAGAGCAACCAGCUGAGCCCAGUCCAGAUCAUGACUGAGAAAGAGAGGAUCGUGGAGAUCGCUGCCUGUCACUCCACACACACGUCAGCUGCAAAGACUCAGAGUGGUCAGGUGUACAUGUGGGGUCAGUGCAGGGGCCAGUCUUUAGUGCUGCCUCACCUCACGCACUUCACCUGCACAGACGAUGUCUUUGCAUGCUUCGCCACCCCCUCAGUUAUGUGGAGGCUUCUUUCCGUAGAGCGUGAUGACUUCUUGACCGUGGCUCAGUCUCUGAAGAAAGAGUUUGACAACCCGGAGACAGCUGACCUGAAGUUCUGCGUCGACGGCAAAUACAUCUAUGUCCACAAAGCAGUUCUCAAAAUCAGGUGUGAACACUUCAGGUCCAUGUUCCAGUCCCACUGGAAUGAAGACAUGAAGGAGGUGAUUGAAAUAGACCAGUUCUCCUACCCGGUGUACCGCUCCUUCCUGGAGUUCCUGUACACGGACAAUGUGGAGCUGCCACCAGAGGAUGCUAUUGGGUGA